AAAGGAGAAGUCUAUUUUCUCUUGCAAAGCUCUCAAUAAUAAUAAUAAUUUUAAUGAAAACCGAAUUAAAUUAAGUCUAUAUUAUUUCUUAAUUCCCUCGAGGUCGUUAUGGGAAAGGGUUUAUUGGAUAAAAGUGGAAACUAAUAUUGCUGCUGGUUUUCAGGCCUUAUGACCAAUUUACAUUUGCGAAGGCCUGGCAACCCUCAACACAGGAAAUGAUCUCACUGAGCGUCUCGUGAAGAACACAAAAAUAUGCCUAAAUUUUAUUGUGACUACUGUGAUACGUACCUUACACAUGACUCGCCAUCGGUGAGAAAGACUCACUGUAGUGGACGAAAGCAUAAAGAGAAUGUGAAAGACUACUACCAGAAAUGGAUGGAGGAGCAGGCACAGAGCCUCAUCGAUAAAACAACGGCUGCCUUCCAGUCCGGUAAGAUCCCUCCUACCCCAUUCCCUGGAGCCCCUCCCCCAGGCGGAGCCAUGCUCCCUCCUCCAAACAUCGGUGGCCCUCCACGCCCAGGCAUGCUACCAGUGCCCGGGCCCCCUAUGGGUGGACAUGGUCCUCAUAUGAUGCAAAUGAUGGGGCCCCCACCACAUGGAAUGAUGCCUGGAGGUAUGCGACCACCAAUGGGCCACAUGCAGAUGAUGCCUGGCCCACAUAUGAUGCGCCACCAUCGGCCAAUGAUGCUUAUCAGACCGGGUAUGAUUCGGCCGGACAGAUGAGACCCAAAAUCAAGAGGCGCUCCUGUGUUCUACACUGCCAUAUACAUGAUCUUUGGAGGACACUGCACCAAAUGCAUUGUUUUUUUUUUUUUAAAUGGCCACCUAUUGUCUCCACCUUAAAACCCAUUUGGUAGAGUUCCACAUCAUCUCUCUUUAUCGCCACCAAACCAUUUUGACAGGCUAUUUAUUGUGGUUUCACAUAACCAAAACUUCUGGGGUUUUUUUGUGUUUAGUGUAUAGGUCAUAUUUUUGUUUUGAUGCAUAGUUGUAUUGUUUACACAAGUAGGUUUCUGUUUCCCCCUGCUGCUCUAAUAAGAAUACAGCUGUGGAGGUUUAACGUGGCACCAGUUGCACAGAAGCACAUGCAUGUCAGAAAGAGCAGGUAUUAUUUUGUCACUGUUCUGAUGUAAAUGCCUCAUGUGAUUUGUUUUUCAAAGUAAAAUAUGAUUAUUUUUUGGGCCCACAGUCUUUUUAUUUUUGAAAGAAAUAAAAUGAGUAGACUUGA
Molecule: messenger RNA, 1228 nt
Organism: Oncorhynchus kisutch (coho salmon)
Lineage: Eukaryota; Metazoa; Chordata; Actinopteri; Salmoniformes; Salmonidae
Product: U1 small nuclear ribonucleoprotein C
Exons: 6
Coding region: 253-723 (156 amino acids)
Biological process (GO): mRNA 5'-splice site recognition; spliceosomal snRNP assembly; mRNA splicing, via spliceosome
Cellular component (GO): nucleus; U1 snRNP
Molecular function (GO): pre-mRNA 5'-splice site binding; zinc ion binding
Source: RefSeq, a predicted model, not a curated record